CAAUAUUUAUCACUUCAUCAUAUUUAGUUUUUCUGUCGCCGUUUUCCUCGGCGCCAGAAGAUGUGGAAGCAGUAAUAAUAUCGCCGUAGGUGGGAUCACAGAAUUGAGUAACCUUGUCAUGCCAAUUCUUAGUACAACUCUUCAAGAAAGCCUCGACAUCGGCAUCGAGCUUGGCUUGUAUCUUCUGGUGUGACUCAUCUGGAAGCUCAUCCAUGGAUUGAGGAAACACCCUUUGCCGCUACCCAGCUACGCUCCUGCUGUGGCAACGGCGGCGGACUGGGCCGCAUGCAUCGUCCGUUGUUUGCUGGGCCGCCAAACGUACUGAACGGCGAACUUGCAUUUGGAAUUGGAAUUGGAAUUGGACGUCCGUCCUUGUUCUAUCGAUCGGAAUCGGAGGAGGGAGAGGAUCUGCCCUGCUUUUCCCCUUUCCCCGCGCCGCCGGCCGCGCAAUCGCGAUCGGCGGCUCAGGAGUAGCGGAGAUGCAAAUCCUCCCGCGACCAUCCAUGUUCUCUCUCCUCCGUCUCCGUAGCAGCGUCGUCGCUACGGCUACGACUACGACUACGACGACGACGACGACGACGACCUCCUCCACUGCCCAAUACUACGCCGCCUCCGCACUACCUCGUCGCCUCCCCGCUGUUUUAUGGCGGCCACCAGCGCCUGCGCGACGAGCAUCUCCACAUCCACUGCCUCCCGAUCCACCUGCACCUCGUCUUUUCAGAAGAUAUCCAAAUGGAUCUCGCGGUAUGGCCACCACCAGUGGAAGUGGAAUCAAAGGCGGCGGCGACGACACGAUGGCUGAAGCAGACAAUGGCGAACGAGAUGGGAGGAGGACGGCUGCGCACAACGGCGACGGCGACAAACAUACAAGGAAGAAGAAGAUUGUUCUUCUAUGUGGCGAUGGCCCUCCCGCACGCACCGAUGGUUCUGUAUACAGGGGCAUCUUUUUGUGGAAAAAAACGUAUCGCAUUGCGAACCGCAAUGAAACUCGGAUCGAGCCAAUGCUGUUAUCAGAUCCCAAAGAUUGCAUGUUCAUUACGGGUAGGCAAACCUGUGGGAUGCAUUAUCCACGACACAUGUUGCAAAUUUUGUCCUUAAAGUUGGCUAAGAUUGAUGUGGAUGGUGGCCCCAUAGAGUUGUAUGGAUAUAUGGCUGCGCGGGAUGUUCUUGAACCAUUGCUUAAUUAUGUCCUCAAUGUUAGCAGGAAUGAUCCCAUCGUCGUGGAGCAGGGUUCUCUCAUAGAAAUGACUGGCCCUAAGCGAGGGAUUGAGUUGUGUGACACUACUCUGAUUGAAUAUGACAUGAGGAUCAAGAUGGACGGAGAAGAGGAAGAUGAUUUACAGCUGAUUGAUGGUGUAUCACUUGUAGACGAGAGAACCACAGCCAGUGCUUAUGCAUUCACAAAACGCAUCCAUGGCGAUUGUGGAGCAGUUGACAUAACUGUAUCACGUCUUGACUUUGCAGUUGAGGCAACCAUAGAAAUUCGCAUAUCUGAGGUAGGAAGCAAUUUCAACUUGUGUGUGGGCUGUUUUACCAGUGGGUUAUGUGAAGAAAUCCAGCUCUUUAAGGGCGCCAUUAGUGAGCCGCGUGCCUUAAGGAGAUGUGUUGUUGCUGCAGUGAUAGAUACUUGGAUGGAUGUGAAGUUGAAGGUAGGUUCAGGGCCUUCUUACAGCAGUGACAAUACGGAGCAUUGGUGUACCUUCAAAACGACCAAUCAUGGAUGGAGCGGUCAACAGAUAAAGGUUGAGUUUGCCUCCAUAUUGGUGAAGGUGACCUGGUCAACGUUGUCUUUCAUGAGUGGCUUCUAGAAUUUAACCAAGUCUGUUCUUAUUCACACAGGCAAGAUUAUGCCUGCAUGCGCUUCAUCCAUCCCUGGUUGCUGUUAAGCUUGUUCAUUACUCUCGAAACUAUCACGUUUGCUAUUUGUGUUUAGUAGUUAGCAUGUGUUAGUUUAAGGGUUCGUUUGGUAUAGCUCUACUUCAAUGAAAUAGUUUUUUUUGUCUUUAGCUAGUGGAGCAGCUUUACUCGUGGAGCUGCCACUGUUUUUGUGGACCUUGUGCCAAAAGAGCUUCUCCUGGAACUAAAUGGGUAAAAAGAGAAAUGAGUGUUCUUUAA
Messenger RNA from Sorghum bicolor (sorghum), 2115 nucleotides. RefSeq lists its product as uncharacterized. NCBI's taxonomy places the organism in Eukaryota, Viridiplantae, Streptophyta, Magnoliopsida, Poales, Poaceae. The record is from RefSeq and is a predicted model, not a curated record. The transcript has 5 exons. Bases 480 to 1808 code for a protein of 442 amino acids.